AUGGCGCUCGAGGUCCUCUCUGAAAGGCCGCAGUUGGAAGCCUUCACUGCCCUCGAGGAGCACCAAAGCCAGACUCCUGGCACUUUCUUCGGUGGAAAGCCAGUCCUCCACUGCAAGCAUGCAGGCGUCACCCUCCAGAUCCCGCAGAACCAGCUCCAGUCGCAUGCAGCUAUCGCCAAGCUUCAGCCUACUGCGGUAGUGGAUGGUCCUACUACGUCUCAGCUUGCUACCAUCUCCAAUGUCGAAAUUUGGGUCACUUCCGAACGUUUCGUCCUCUUCCAAUUGGAGCCGUCCAAUACGGGUGUCUCGAUCCCGUACCCCUCCAUCGCUCUCCACGCCAUCUCGCGCUUCAAAGGUCCGCAGUACACAUCAUCAGAGGUCGGUCUAGAAGCCUUGUACAUGGAGCUGAGCCUGAACGACACUGAGCUUGUAAACGCCGAGGACGAGAUCGAGGUACUGGAGGUCACAGUGCUCCCGCCGAACUACGCCUCUGUUACCGAAUCUACGACUCCCUACAUCAAGGAGCUCUUCGCUGCGAUGAACACUUGCUCGGACCUGCAUCCAGAUCCAGCGUCUCCAGAUUCAGAUGAGGAGGACGAAGGAGAAGAUACCGCACCUGGCGCUGGCGGCUGGAUCACGUCUGAGAACAUGGACCAAUACUUUGAUGAGGCCGGGAACUUCAUCGGAGGUGGAACGCUGGGUGAUGCGGACGGCAACAUCUUUGGAAGACGCGGUAACCUGGGUGCCGGUGCGGGCACGGUGAGGACAAGAGAAGAGGAUGACGAGGCCGCACACGGGAGCAAUGGCGUGGACGGAACCAACGGCGAGGAUGAGACAAAGUGGCGCCGGACGGAAUGA
Molecule: messenger RNA, 858 nt
Organism: Mytilinidion resinicola
Lineage: Eukaryota; Fungi; Ascomycota; Dothideomycetes; Mytilinidiales; Mytilinidiaceae
Exons: 2
Coding region: 1-858 (285 amino acids)
Biological process (GO): mRNA cis splicing, via spliceosome
Cellular component (GO): spliceosomal complex; cytosol
Source: RefSeq, a predicted model, not a curated record